This is a messenger RNA of Vespula pensylvanica (western yellowjacket), 883 nucleotides long. It is a transcript of the gene Sdhaf3, whose product is annotated as succinate dehydrogenase assembly factor 3, mitochondrial. Lineage: Eukaryota; Metazoa; Arthropoda; Insecta; Hymenoptera; Vespidae. Gene Ontology annotation, biological process: succinate metabolic process; mitochondrial respiratory chain complex II assembly. Bases 527 to 883 code for a protein of 118 amino acids. Gene Ontology annotation, cellular component: mitochondrion; mitochondrial intermembrane space. The transcript has 2 exons. The record is from RefSeq and is a predicted model, not a curated record.
AAAUUUACGGCUAUCGUAUGGGACGAAUGUAACUUCAAAAUUAUUAAUAAGAAAAUAUCUGAAUAUCGAAUAUAUUCAAGAUUUGCAAUUAUUAGAAAGUACUUUGCAAGUACUUAAUAUAAUUUAUAUAAACUAUGUACAUAUAGAAAUAAUAGUAUAGAAUAUACGUGUAUUGACUUUUUAUAGUCCAUUCGUAUCUUAUGUAAAAUAAAGUUAAAAUAUAGAAAUCAUCAUCGUUGUAAACUAGCAACCUUCUAAAAAUAUGAUUAAUCAUCGUUCUUAUCAUUACAAUGUUACGAUUUAAUAAAUAAUAAUGCGCGAAAUAGACAUGUUAACAGUUUAAAUUAGCCGCUAUUAGAUGCCAUAUUUAAAGCGUCAUUGUGCUUCGUUUUCAGUGCUAUUGAUUCUUUAAAGACAACGUAGUUUUGUAGUCGUUUAAACGUAAAAAAGUAGACUUUUUAAAGCUUUAUAGUCAUUGGACAGUCAAAUCAUAAAUGCAUAUAAUUUUUUAUUUAUUUAACCAACUAUGGUAGUGCUCACACAUGUGCAACGUGUACGAAUGUUAUAUAAAAUGAUUUUAAGGUUACAUCGUGGUUUACCAGUAGAAAUCCAAUCUCUUGGAAACGAAUAUGUUCAUGAUGAAUUUAGGAGACACAAAACAUGCAAUCCUACUGAAUCGCAUAUUUUUUUAAAUGAAUGGACGGAUUAUGCAUUGUCGUUAGCUAAGCAACUAGGAUUACGAGGGCCAAAGACGUCAGAACCAAUAGGAAAGAGUUUAAAGGAAGAAGAUUUUGAUAAACUAAGGGAUGAACAAUUACAUCAAUUAUAUGAAUUAAUGGUAGCUGCAACAGGAAAAUCUGAAAAUAAAUUCAAUAAAUCAUAG